UUACGCUUCAUGAGGGAAAGCCAGUGACAUACACAAUCAGGAUAAUGAGAUUUUAAGCAAACAGGAAUUCUUUCAGCAUUGUGCACAUACUGGGAUUGGUAAGGAAACAAGACGGGUGAGAAUAAAAAAAAAACACUGGCAAGAACAAAAUUUGAAAAUAUGUUAAAGGACACAGCAGAAGUUGACCAUUUGAAUGGAUGAGAGUGCACAGUGUUUUCCCCACCAGAGUUAGAGUCACUGGGACAUACAGGUUAUAAGCCAGGCUGGUGUGUGGAGGGUCAUCAUGACCGGCGUGACUGUGUGUUUAGGGACGGUGAACUCCAUCAAGGCUUUAUGGGAAACCAGGAUAAAGAAGAACAAGGAGGAGCUGAACAGAGAGAAAGAGCAGAGAGGGAGAGCGGCUGUGGGAAGAUUGACGGGGGCAUGGGAGGAUCGGAUCACCUUGGCCAAGUUAAAGGAAAAAAUUGUGACUGAGGAUGGGAGGGUCAUCCUUCGCAUUGAAAACGAAGAGUGGAAGACUCUUCCUGCAGCUCUGGUCCAGCUCUCUCAGAUUCAGGAAUGGCAGCUUCACCGGACAGGGCUUCAGAAGAUCCCACGCUUCAUCUCUAGCUUUCAGAGCCUUAUCGUUCUCGACCUGUCCCGCAACGCAAUCACGGAAAUUCCUAAAGAAAUCGGUAAGCUAACCCGGUUACGAGAGCUACUUGUGAGUUACAACAGACUGAACUGUGUACCUGAGGAACUGUGCAGCUGUGAGUGUUUGGAGCGACUGGAACUGGCAAUGAACCGGGAUCUGGAUGAGCUUCCACAAAAGCUCAGUAAUCUGAAGAAACUACACCACUUGGACCUCUCAAUGAAUCAAUUCAGCACAAUUCCUGAGUGUGUAGUCAAUCUUCCUGCUCUUGAGUGGUUGGACAUGGGUGGGAACAGACUGGAGAGCCUACCAAACGACAUCCACAGGAUGGAGAAUUUGCACACACUGUGGCUCCAGAGAAAUGAGCUGGAGUAUCUGCCAGAUAACAUCAGCCGCAUGCACAACCUGGACACGCUGGUGCUCAGCAAGAACAAGCUGAGAGACAUUCCUCCACUGAUGGAGGGCAUGAACAACCUCAGGUUUGUAAAUUUCAGAGACAACCCUCUGACAUACGACGUGACUCUUCCCGACCUAAAAGAGGACGUGGCAGAGGAGGAGAAUGAUAGAGAGAUGUUCGGCCGAGAAUUUAUGCACCAUUACAUCCAUGAAGCCCGCAAAAGAGGAUCCCAGACUUAUACAUCAAUGCUAAAUGUGACGCUGGAGGGUACGAUAGAGGAAGUGGCGUGACUCAGUCCUGCAUGCUGGCUGCUACUGUCGCUUUUGCCUCCUGUCCUGAUGAACCUGUCCUGUCCCAUCUGUCCUGCACGUCCUGCAAAGAUGUGUUACGCCUCUCUAGUCUAGGACUAGUGAGUGCUGUUUUGUUCUCUGCUGCUGCCACUGUGUCCUUAAAAGAGAAAACUAAAAAUGAACUCAUCACUA
Pangasianodon hypophthalmus (striped catfish) is the source of this 1510-nucleotide messenger RNA. It is a transcript of the gene lrrc39, whose product is annotated as leucine rich repeat containing 39. NCBI's taxonomy places the organism in Eukaryota, Metazoa, Chordata, Actinopteri, Siluriformes, Pangasiidae. Bases 284 to 1318 code for a protein of 344 amino acids. The record is from RefSeq and is a predicted model, not a curated record. The transcript has 9 exons. Gene Ontology annotation, molecular function: protein binding.